Molecule: messenger RNA, 1199 nt
Organism: Cyprinus carpio (common carp)
Lineage: Eukaryota; Metazoa; Chordata; Actinopteri; Cypriniformes; Cyprinidae
Product: TSEN34 tRNA splicing endonuclease subunit
Biological process (GO): tRNA-type intron splice site recognition and cleavage; tRNA splicing, via endonucleolytic cleavage and ligation
Molecular function (GO): tRNA-intron lyase activity; nucleic acid binding
Source: RefSeq, a predicted model, not a curated record
AUGAAGAGACACCCAGGUGUGUUUCGGAGGAGUGAUGGAUGGGAUCCAGCAGGAGUGAAGACUCAGCGGUCAUCAAGCGUGCAAGUGAAAGAGGACAUGGAUACCCGAAGUGAAAGUGAGCAUCAGCCAUCAAGAGAUGCUUUGAUAGACAUCAGCUUUUGCGGAUCCACUCCUCUGUUGUGGAAGGUGUCGGACAUGAAAAGGGUCAGAUCUGUGGGUGUGAUCGGGGCUCUGGUGGGCUCUCUGGCCCGUCAGCAUACGAACAACGCUCCUCCUUCAAAAACCCAUCUGUUCAUAUACAAGAAAGUAUUGCUAAAAACGCACCUUAUACAAAGCGACAGAUACAACACAUCAACCCUACAUACACACAUAGCUGAUUGUGGAGGUGAGGAGAGGCAUCUGGAGGCUGUGAGACAGUAUGAGGCUGGUCUGGAGAGCAGUUAUAAGGAGCAGUGUGCUCUGGCCCUGGAGGACAAGAAGACAGUGCUGAGCAAAACACUAAAUACUCCUCUCCCUGAUCCCUCAGGCACUGAUGACUCCGGCAGUGCAAUCAGAGACCGUCUUAACGCACUGGACCAGGCUUUCCGCUUCCCGUGGUCAGCCAUGGCAGUCCAGCUCUGCACCGCUCGCGCCGGCUUCAGCCACUGUCCAGAGGAACGCAGUUUCCAUUCCACUGAUUGGCCAAUGCCUAGAGAUGCGCUUAACACUAGAUUCUGUGUCUACAGAGAUCUGAGGAACAAAGGCUUCUACUUGACCUCCGCAGGGAAGUUUGGAGGAGAUUUCCUGGUGUAUCCAGGUGAUCCUCUGCGUUUCCAUGCUCAUUUCAUUGCAUUAUGCAUCUCCAUGGAUGAAGAGCUGCCUCUCUGUGAUAUUCUAGCUAUAGCUCGUCUGGGCUCCAAUGUGAAGAAAACAGUAUUGCUUUGCUCUCCACAGAAGCGCAGCGAGAGUGGAAAGCAUGAGAGUGUGGAGGGUGAUGUGGUGUAUUCAUCGCUGCAGUGGAGUUCUAUGGUGUAACUACACAACUGUAGUUUGUUUGAUAGUCAAAAGAUUCAGCUUUCCAGAAACCCAGUGUGCCUUCUGAUGUGUAAAGUGUGUGUGUGAAGGUUGAUCGAUAAAUUCUGAAUGACUGGAUUUUGUUUGAAUGUCAACAUGCAGAGGGAGAGUAUCAAUAAAAUCUGUAAUAAAAAUCUAAUGAAUUA